AGCUCAGCGGCGGCUGCCUGCCUGCCCUGCCUGCAGAGGUUGGUCGCUCCGGCGGGCGCAGGUGUGCCGACACACCGCCCAGCCACUUCUCUCCAGGCAUCUUGGCAGCCACACUCCUCGGCAGCAACAUCUGGAAGAGGCGGGGGGAAAGAAACCCAACCCAAAGCCAAAACACCCCCCCACCUUUAAAAAAAACAACAACCCUUCAGGUAGAGGAAUAUGACGGCCUUGCAGCUGAAAGAGUUGUCACAUUCAGGUCUGUACAGGAGGAGACGGGAUCGCCCCGAUAGUGUCCUGCCCGGGUCACACGAAGAGACUCUCAGCAACAUGGCGAACGCGCUUGCAAAUGCCAUCUGCGAGCGCUGCAGGGGUGGCUUUGCCCCUGCCGAGAAAAUAGUCAACAGCAACGGUGAGCUGUACCAUGAGCAGUGCUUCGUCUGUGCCCAGUGCUUUCAGCAGUUCCCUGAAGGGCUCUUCUACGAGUUUGAAGGGAGGAAGUACUGUGAACAUGAUUUUCAAAUGCUUUUUGCCCCUUGCUGCCAUCAGUGUGGUGAGUUCAUUAUUGGUCGUGUUAUUAAAGCCAUGAACAAUAGCUGGCAUCCAGAGUGCUUCUGCUGCGAUAUCUGCCAAGUAGUAUUGGCUGAUAUUGGAUUUGUCAAGAAUGCUGGCAGACAUCUCUGCCGUCCUUGCCAUAACAGGGAAAAAGCCAGAGGCCUGGGAAAGUACAUUUGCCAGAAGUGUCAUGCCAUUAUUGAUGAACAGCCUCUCAUAUUCAAAAAUGACCCUUAUCACCCUGAUCAUUUCAACUGUGCAAACUGCGGGAAGGAACUUACUGCAGAUGCUCGUGAGCUGAAGGGAGAACUCUACUGCUUACCCUGCCAUGACAAAAUGGGUGUCCCCAUCUGUGGGGCAUGUAGAAGACCAAUUGAAGGCCGUGUGGUGAAUGCUAUGGGAAAACAAUGGCAUGUGGAGCAUUUUGUUUGUGCAAAAUGUGAAAAACCAUUCCUGGGUCAUCGUCAUUAUGAGAGAAAGGGCUUGGCGUAUUGUGAAACUCACUACAAUCAGCUAUUUGGUGAUGUUUGUUUCCAUUGCAACCGUGUGAUUGAAGGAGAUGUUGUGUCUGCUCUGAAUAAGGCAUGGUGCGUGAACUGUUUCGCUUGUUCAACUUGCAACACUAAGUUAACACUCAAGGAUAAGUUUGUUGAAAUUGAUCUAAAACCUGUCUGCAAACACUGUUAUGAGAAAAUGCCAGAUGAAUUUAAGCGACGGCUUGCCAAACGGGAACGUGAAGCAAAGGAUAAAGAGAAGCAGAAAAAGAAAAAGCCAAUCUGUUUGUAAACUUUUUUCCUUCUUACCACCAUCCCUGCUGCUUUCUUCUUUGGAAUAAAUUCGUUGAGUUUGAUAUGAAGCCUGUCUGCAAAAAGUGUUAUGAGAAGUUUCCUCUAGAGCUGAAGAAAAGACUGAAGAAACUAGCUGAAACUUUGGGAAGGAAGUAAAGACCUCAUCUGCUCUCCCCUUCCUUUGCGAAAAUCUUAGAGAUAUUACUUAGUGGGGUGAGGUGGGGGACAGGCUGUGGUCAGACAACAAAUGAUGAUGUAUGCCUUCUAUCAAACCAGAAUAUCAUAAGAUAUUUUGAUGCUGCAGUCAGACAACAAAUGAUGAUGUAUGCCUUCUAUCAAACCAAAAUAUCAUAAGAUUCUCUGUUCUCUUUACAUGUAUGCUUAUUUGUUGAUAAACAGACAAUACUUCCAGACUAAAUUAAAUAGCAGCUCACCUGAAAGGUUUCUGACCAAUAAUGUAGUUGUACUGAUGCAGGAAACCCAUUCUGUACACUAAUCUCUGUGGAAUUUUACAGAGAGAAAAUUUGCUUGUGAGCACCUGUGAAAACAAACUGUGCAAAUGUGCCCAGCUUUAGGGGCAUGAAUUGUCAUUUAUGUUAAUGAAAAUAUUAACCUUCAUAUUAAGCAUGCAGACAAAACUUGUUCAACUCAUGUUGUGAUUUGGGCAAGAAACCAAUGUACUUUGCCUCAUGGAAAAAUUCAUGCUUGGAAUUUCAGGCUGAGAAGUUUCGUUAAGGAGCCUUGUUUCAGAUGGUUUGAAAACUAUCAGAUUUCUAAAUAAAGUCACUGUACAAAUUACCUACUUCAGAUAGAUUAUGCUUACAUGAUGAAUGUUUGUACAUCAGGCUUAGCAUGAGAUACCUAUAUAAAAAUGUAUUCCUAUUGCAAGAAAUGAGCAUACUCAGAACUACUUGAAUUUUGCUAUAUUCCACUUAAAAUAACACAUUAACUUUUAUAUAUGCUUUAGCAUUUUAUUUACUUUUUGUGCCUUAUUCUGCUGGACCAUACAUAACAGUGUUCCAUUAAACAUAUAUAGUUUUAUUUUUUAUUUCAUAUUUUUAUGCAAAAACUAUAUAGAAGGUAUUUUCAAAAGAUAACAUACUUUGCCUUAAUUAUAAAGGAUGUGAGAAGCAUUUUAUUUCAAAUGUGAACAUCUGAAUUUAAAAUGUAGCUUCUAGACUUCAGUAAUUUUCAGAAAAAUACUGAAAAUGCAUAUUUCAAUUAACUGGCAAUAUUACUUUUACACCUGUGAGUGUAAAUAUGCAAGGUUCGAUCCUGCUAGGAUCUACUUCUUUAGCCAUCCUCAUGGACUGAGCUUACAAAUAAUCAAAAUUCCUUAUAACAUACAUUUAAUUCUUUUAUACUAUUGACUUCUGUCCAUGCAAAUUUGUUUUAUUUUUCCCUUCUUAUAGAAAAUACAGUUACUUAGGACUUCUUGAUGGUACUACAUUAUGAAGUACACAAACAUUUUUUUUAACUUUUUUUUGUAUUAGUGAUUUAAACAGAUUUUAUGUAAUUACAUAAUAGGAAGUAAAAUUUUCUUUCCUGUUUAUGAAAAAUAAACAUCUGCUUUCCACUGUCAUCAAUAAAGGUCAUGUUAUUAAACCUUG
Molecule: messenger RNA, 2950 nt
Organism: Pseudopipra pipra
Lineage: Eukaryota; Metazoa; Chordata; Aves; Passeriformes; Pipridae
Gene: LIMS1
Product: LIM zinc finger domain containing 1
Exons: 11
Coding region: 220-1338 (372 amino acids)
Biological process (GO): cell-cell adhesion; positive regulation of substrate adhesion-dependent cell spreading; positive regulation of integrin-mediated signaling pathway
Cellular component (GO): cytoplasm; focal adhesion; cell-cell junction
Source: RefSeq, a predicted model, not a curated record